Messenger RNA from Pseudophryne corroboree (corroboree frog), 2387 nucleotides. RefSeq names its product glucuronidase beta (gene GUSB). Gene Ontology annotation, biological process: carbohydrate metabolic process; glucuronoside catabolic process. Gene Ontology annotation, molecular function: beta-glucuronidase activity; carbohydrate binding. NCBI's taxonomy places the organism in Eukaryota, Metazoa, Chordata, Amphibia, Anura, Myobatrachidae. The record is from RefSeq and is a predicted model, not a curated record. The transcript is spliced from 14 exons. The coding region runs from base 138 to 2150 and encodes 670 amino acids.
ACCCCAGUGCUGGCACUCCUGCUGGCUGCGAUAUAAGUAGUGCUGUGUGUGUUACAGAAGGGAAGGAGGGAUAGGGCCAUCUGCUGCUAGUACUACAACAGGGAAGCAGCAGGGUUUGCGCCUUGUCCUCUGAGCUGAUGGCUGCACUUUGGUGGGGCUGUUGGACAGUAAUACUUCUCAGCAAUGGUCUCGCACAUGCUCUGACUGGGGGGAUGCUGUAUCCCAGAGAAACCCCAACCAGGGAACUGAAGGAGCUGAAUGGGAUCUGGAGUUUCCGGGCAGAUAAAUCCCCUGAGAGGGACGAAGGUUUUCAGAAGCAAUGGUACAAAGUUCCACUGAGGGAGACCGGACCUGUUAUAGACAUGCCAGUACCUGCAAGCUACAAUGAUAUCACCCAGGACAUCACUUUGAGAAAUCACAUUGGAUGGGUCUGGUAUGAGAAGGAAAUCUGGCUGCCCAGCCGGUGGUUGGAAGACCAGGCCUCUUCCAGAAUUGUCCUCCGUGUUGGCAGUGCCCACUACUUCUCUAUUGUUUGGAUUAAUGGUGUUCAAGUGACCCAUCAUGAAGGAGGGCACCUGCCAUUUGAAGCCAGCGUAAACAACGUACUAAAGGGUAAUACGGGAAAUUUCUGUCGCAUCACUAUUGCGGUAAAUAACACUCUGACUCUGAACAGCUUGCCUCCUGGAUACAUCCAAUACAUGCGAGAUACCACACUAUAUCCCAAAGGAUAUUUUGUUCAAGAAAUAGAUUUUGAUUUCUUUAAUUAUGCUGGCAUUCAUCGUCCUGUGGUUCUGUAUACAACACCGGCCAUUUACAUAGAUGACAUCACAAUUAAUACAGACAUUCAGCAAAACACAGGUUUAGUGAACUAUGAAGUGGCAGUUGUUGGUUCAGAUUACUAUUCAGUAAAUGUAACCUUGCGUGACCAAGAUGGACAAGAGGUAGCCACUGGUCUAGGAGCUGUAGGACAGCUCAAAGUUGUCAACGCACAUCUAUGGUGGCCUUAUCUGAUGAAUGUAAAUCCAGGAUAUCUUUACUCUUUUGAGGUGAAGGUGACAGCUGCUACCUCUGUGGAUGUUUACACUUUACCUGUCGGAAUAAGAACAAUCCAAGUGACAGGACAACAGUUCCUCAUCAAUAGAAAACCUUUCUACUUCCAUGGUGUCAACAAACAUGAAGACUAUGAUAUCAGAGGCAAAGGUUUAGACUGGUCUUUAAUCAUGAAGGAUUUUAAUCUACUAAAAUGGAUGGGUGCAAAUUCAUUUCGCACUAGCCAUUACCCUUAUGCUGAAGAAAUCAUGGACCUGUGUGAUAAAUAUGGUAUUGUGGUCAUUGAUGAAUGUCCUGGAGUGGGAAUAAAAAAGCCUGAGAGUUUUGGAAAUAAGUCUCUGCAACAUCAUUUAGUUGUCAUGGAGGAGCUGGUGCGCAGGGAUAAGAACAGGCCUUCUGUGGUGAUGUGGUCAGUUGCCAAUGAACCAGCCUCACAGCUCAAUGUUGCAGGUUCCUAUUUUAGGACUGUGAUCGCCCACACUAAACAGCUGGACCACACUAGACCAGUAACCUAUGCUAGCAGUGCUGGCUAUGACAAAGACCAAGGUGCCCCCUAUGUGGAUGUCCUCUGUGUCAAUAGCUACUUCUCCUGGUACCACGAUUCCGGUCACCUGGAAGUGAUUCAGCUCCAGCUUAAUAACCAAUUUGACAAGUGGUAUGAGAAGUAUCAUAAACCAAUUAUACAGUCUGAGUAUGGAGCAGAUACCAUACCUGGCUUCCACAAUGAUCCACCAUUAAUGUUCACUGAAGAAUACCAAGAGAUGGUGUUAAAGAACUACCAUUCUGUGCUUGACGAGAAGAGAAAGACGUUUGUUAUUGGAGAGCUCAUUUGGAACUUUGCAGACUUUAUGACUGUGCAAUCGACUACGAGAGUUGUGGGGAACAAGAAAGGAGUCUUCACCCGCCAGCGGCAGCCCAAAGCAUCGGCCUUUGUUCUGCGGGACAGAUACUGGAAGCUGGCCAAUGAGACGGGGUACUUGAAAACUUGUACUAGCUCUCCAGAUACUAUGUGGAGGAAUCCUAUCACUCAAGACACGUAUUGUAGCAGGCAAGACAAAGUGACUGCAUCACAUCUCCAUAACCAAGGCAAUGGCCACUGAUGAAAAUAUAUAUGGGUCCAACAAUAUUUUAUUAAACAUACAUAUGCUUUUCAUGGGUUGAACAAGGACAAGUAUUGGGUGAGCCUUAAUGCCAUAAAAGAACAGAAGCACCAGAAUUAUGAUAUUUAAAACAAUCAGUUGAUCUGAUACAUGAAGAAUGAGUAACCAGAACAUGUUCAGCACUGUCACUUUCGACCACUGUACAGCAUGGUACAAAUAAAGAUUGUUUAUUUUAAA